Canariomyces notabilis is the source of this 966-nucleotide messenger RNA. RefSeq names its product NAD(P)-binding protein. The coding region runs from base 1 to 966 and encodes 321 amino acids. NCBI's taxonomy places the organism in Eukaryota, Fungi, Ascomycota, Sordariomycetes, Sordariales, Chaetomiaceae. The transcript has 2 exons. The record is from RefSeq and is a predicted model, not a curated record.
AUGAAGACGAUUGGCAUCUUCCCGGCCUCAGGGGGUCUUGGCGGAAGCACCUACCGCCACCUGCUCGGCAUGGUGCCAAACGAUAAAGUGAUCCUGAUCAGCCGCUACCCAGAGAAGGUACCACAGCAGUACAUUGAUGCCGGCGUGCGCACCCGUCAAGCAUCCUACGAAACGCCUCCCUCCGAGCUGGAAGCGGCCUUCGCGGGAAUCGACAUCCUCUUCCUUAUAUCCUACCCCUCCCAUGUCCGCGAUUACCGCAUCAAGGUCCAGCUCCCAGCGGUCGAUGCCGCGCGGCGCGCGGGCGUCAAGCACAUCUUCUACAGCUCGCUGGCCUUCGCCGGCCCGGCAAGCUCCACGAGCUCCCUGGCGGAGGUGAUGCAGGCGCACCUGGCGACCGAGGCACACCUGCGCGAGCUGGCUGCCGCCAACAGCGCCUUCACCUACACGUCGAUCCGCGAAGGCCUGUACGCCGAGUCGACGCCCAUCUACACGGCGUUUUUCAAGCCUACCGGUGCCGGUGCUGGUGUACCCAGUGAGAUCCUGAUCCCCCACGACGGCACCGGCCCCGGCGUCGCGUGGGUUGCGCGUGACGAGCUGGGCGAGGCCACGGCGCGGCUGAUUGCCGCGUAUGCUGCUGCCGAGGAGAAAGGGGAGAGCUGGGAGUAUGUGAAUCAGACGGUGCUGCUUACGGGAACCAAGGUGUGGAGCUUAGAGGAGACGGUGAGGGUAUUGGCCGAGAUUGCCUGGACGCGGGUGCGUAUUCGGCAGGUUUCUGUGGACGAGUACGUCAAGCUCGAGCAGGUGCAGGCCGUGUUCCAGUCGGAGGAGAAAGCCAGGACGUGGGCUACCGCGUGGGAUGCAAUUCGGGCCGGGGAGACGGCUGUGGUGACGGGGGAAAUGGAGAAGAUUCUGGGGAGGAAACCGCUCGAGUUCGAUGUUGCGGCGAGGAAGUAUUGGAGUCAGUGA